ACAUUAGACUGAAGCAAACCGCCCGAUCGUCCGCCCAACGUUCUCAAAAUGGCGAACGCUCCUUUCAAGAUCGGGGAUAAGGAAUUUUCUGGGGUGGUUAUCACCUUAGAAAAUUGCCUUCUCCCGUCUGAAAAGCUUGAUGCGACACCUUCUGUAAACGACGGGCUCGAGCAUGAGACCGAAGGGGACUUACGGAUCCUUGGGUGCGAGUAUAUCCAGACAGCAGGCGUCCUCCUCCGUUUGCCACAGACAGCUAUGGCGACUGGACAGGUCCUGUUUCAGCGAUUUUUCUACUCCAAGUCAUUGGUCAAGCACAAUAUGGAGAUCGUAGCAAUGGCUUGUGUGUAUUUAGCCUCGAAGAUCGAGGAAGCGCCGCGGCGAAUUCGGGACACAAUCAACGUGUUCCACCACAUCCGCCAGCGCAGAAACAACAGGCCUGCACAGCCGCUCGUGUUGGACCAGAACUACAUCAACACCAAGAACCAGGUCAUUAAGGCUGAGCGGAGGGUGCUGAAGGAACUGGGCUUCUGUGUGCACGUCAAGCAUCCACACAAGCUGAUUGUCAUGUACCUGCAAGUGUUGGACUGUGAGAAGAACAGGAAGCUGGUGCAGACAGCUUGGAACUUCAUGAAUGAUAGCCUGCGAACAGACGUGUUUGUGCGCUUCAGCCCGGAGACGAUAGCGUGUGCGUGUAUCUUCCUGGCAGCGCGCCAGCUGAAGGUGCCCCUGCCCAACAGAGCUCACUGUCCCUGCCACUGGUACGAGCUGUUCGGAGCAUCGGAAGAUGAAGUGGAGGAGAUCAGCCUCACUAUACUCAAGAUAUAUGCCAGGGACAAGAAGAAUUAUGAAGACCUAGACAAGGAGGUAGAGAAGAGGAGGAAGGUGCUGCAGGAGGCCAAGCUUCGUGCCCGCGGUCUACUGGAUGAGCAGGGACGUCCUGUGGACAGCACCACAGGAAACUCUUCGCCCUCCUCGCGUCCAACUUCACCUAAAACCCUCAGUGCCAAACCCUCCCCUGUCCGAGAUGCCAGCUCUGACAAGAAGGUGAAAAGAGAGGAUGGUGCCAGUUCAGGAAGUGCUCACAGCCACAAAGAGAAUCGGGGAGGUCGGGACAGAAGCCGAUCUCGCAGCAGCAGAAGUCGAUCUCGGUCUCCGCGUCGGAAGGGUCGUAGUCAGUCUGGAUCCUCCCGGAGUAGCAGCCGCAGCAGGAGUGACAGUGGGAGCCGCAGUCGCAGCCGCUCACCAACCCGCAACGGCCACCACGCCAGGCUGUCUCCUCCCCGAGAUCGCAACAGGGAGCGACGGUCCCACGAGAGGCACAAACGAGCACUCAGCGGGAAGCGGUCGCACGCCCACAAACGUCGCCGAACAAGAUCUCCCAUCUCCCGCAGUAGAAGCCGUAGUAGAAGUAGGUCUCACAGUAGGUCUCCAGAUAGGUACAGUAGGAAACACUACCACAAGGAGAGACCAAGGCAUCCUUCCAGGUCCCGUUCUAGGGAGAGGCACAAAGCUGCCAAACACAGCAGCCACUCACGGGAUAGGCACGGUCGACGUAGGUAACUGGUAAUGGGUCCUGGAAGGGCUUGUCCCCAACAUCAUGCUUCAUAUUGGUUCAAGAACUUACCUCAUCAAUUAAAGAGAACUUUGUGAUUUGAUUUGAACUUUGUUUGAUACUGUCAGGACUAGAAUUAUGUUGAGAAGAAGUCAAUUCGAGUGUCCAAACUGAAAUUGGUUAGGUUGAUAGUAUGUUAAGAUUUCUGUGAACUGAUAAUUGUUGAAAUUGCAUAAUUAAAAAAAUGUUAUUUUUUGUAGCAAAAUGUAUGUACUAUAAACAUGAUUUGUCAGUAAGUUCUGGUUGGAUACUGUGUUAAACGUUUGUGAAGGAAAUGCAGCAAGCAGGUAGGGUAAGAAUGAGGGGCAUGCAAGGUAAAAUACUUGGGAGUCACAAGGUUCUGCCAACAGUGCUAUGAAGAUUGUCCUUUUGCGUUGUACUGAAGUUUAUGUAAAAGGAAAAGAACUAAGGGAUUGACACACAUGUUCAAAACGUUUCAUUUUCGGUACACCCAUUGUCGAAAGGUUCAUACCAGGAUACUCUGUUUUAUAUCACCUCUGGGCCCAUUUAUAGGCAGAAUAAUGGAGGAGGAAGUCAAAUAAGUUCACUUUGUACUUUUUUAAACACAGUUGUAGAAAUGUUAAAAGCCAACAGUGCAAUAGUUGAAACAUUUCGCCUCAAUUUUGACUACAGUGUACAUGCAGUUUCCAUUCCAUAUCAGAUAUUUUGCAAUCUUGAGUCUGUAUGUCAGAUUAAAGUACGCAUUAGAAUUUGGGUAACAAACACAGAAACAGUCACCCAUGUGUGCAAUUACCUUACACAGUUACACUCAAGUCUUCACUGUCACAAUAUUUGUCAAAUUAUGAUGUCAUACAAAAGAAAACAGUUUCAAUACCCACAAACUAAGUACUGUAAUCGUGAUUACACUGGUUUUUGUGCAUAACUUUACUGCUCAGUAUUUGAGUGGAUUGCAAUAUGUAACAUGUAGCUUUUACACUGAUCACUAUCUGGUGCCCAAAAGCACACAGGAUUAUGGUGUACUGUAACAUACUCUGGGUGAUUUCUUGUCAAGAACAAGAAGUUUCCCUGGCCUUCUUUUGUGUACUAUUUAAAAGAAAUGUCAUUGUGAUGUAUCAUGUAUGCCAUGUAAGUAAGUGAUGGAAUUCGUUUGCAUCAUAUGCACAUGUAUUACCAGUUAUAUAGUAGUGUUUAUACUUUGAGAUUUAAAGGAUCAAUAAAUGUCUAAAACUUUUCUAUCAAA
Molecule: messenger RNA, 2813 nt
Organism: Branchiostoma floridae (Florida lancelet)
Lineage: Eukaryota; Metazoa; Chordata; Leptocardii; Amphioxiformes; Branchiostomatidae
Product: cyclin-L1-like
Exons: 9
Coding region: 49-1560 (503 amino acids)
Biological process (GO): regulation of transcription by RNA polymerase II
Cellular component (GO): nucleus
Molecular function (GO): cyclin-dependent protein serine/threonine kinase regulator activity
Source: RefSeq, a predicted model, not a curated record